Pseudocercospora fijiensis CIRAD86 is the source of this 690-nucleotide messenger RNA. RefSeq lists its product as uncharacterized. Gene Ontology annotation, biological process: thiamine diphosphate biosynthetic process; thiamine metabolic process. Gene Ontology annotation, molecular function: thiamine diphosphokinase activity; ATP binding; thiamine binding. The transcript has a single exon. Lineage: Eukaryota; Fungi; Ascomycota; Dothideomycetes; Mycosphaerellales; Mycosphaerellaceae. The annotation marks the transcript as partial. The record is from RefSeq and is a predicted model, not a curated record.
CUGGUCAUUCUCAAUUCGCCUAUUGACGAUCUCGAGUAUUUCCGGCGCCUCUUCGAUCAUGCCUCCUACCGAAUAUGCGUGGAUGGAGGAGCCAAUAGGGUGCACGACCUCCUCUUAAAGCACUAUCCCAGCUCUGAAUAUCAUGAAGCCCUGGCUCAUGCCCUGCCUUCUGCGAUUCACGGCGAUCUGGACUCCAUUAAUGAAGACGUUCGUCUCAAAUACGAGCAGCUCGGUGUGCCCAUAACUCAUGAUCCCGAUCAGUAUAGCACCGACUUCGCCAAGGCUGUAAAGACAAUCGCGGCCAAAAUGCCACAGGUCCGUGAUGUGCUUGUGCUGGGCAGCCUUGGUGGACGAGUGGACCACGGUAUUGGUUUACUGCACGAGAUUUACCGCCAGCAGAAGUUUCACCAUCCAGACUUACAAUUUUGGUUCUUCUCCGAGGCUAGUGUGACAAUUCUGCUGCGACCUGGAACGACAGAGCUUGUCACACCACUCAAAGAUGGUUUGAUCACCCCCAACAUUGGCAUUCUGCCACUGUAUGGCAAAGCAGUCAUUUCAAUCGAGGGCUGCGAAUGGGACGUUACAGACUGGCCGACCGAACUUGGAGGAGGGCAACUCAGCACGUCGAACCAUAUUGUGUCCGACCGAGUCUCAAUUACUACCGACGUUGAUGUGCUUUUUACUGCAGAG